Messenger RNA from Ipomoea nil (Japanese morning glory), 1349 nucleotides. Its product is annotated as trans-resveratrol di-O-methyltransferase-like. The transcript has 3 exons. Gene Ontology annotation, molecular function: O-methyltransferase activity; S-adenosylmethionine-dependent methyltransferase activity; protein dimerization activity. The coding region runs from base 25 to 1092 and encodes 355 amino acids. NCBI's taxonomy places the organism in Eukaryota, Viridiplantae, Streptophyta, Magnoliopsida, Solanales, Convolvulaceae. Gene Ontology annotation, biological process: methylation. The record is from RefSeq and is a predicted model, not a curated record.
AGUAUAGUGCAAAGUGAAGGGAUAAUGGCAUUAUUGCAGGAUUUGCAGGAGAUGGAUGAGAUUCUUCUUGACCAAACUCACAUAUGGAACCAAAUUUUCCACUUCAUAAACUCAGCUUCUCUAAAAUGUGCAGUUGAGCUAGGCAUACCAGACAUCAUUCACAGCCAUGGCCGACCCAUCACGCUCCAACAAUUGGUCGACGCCCUCCAUAUCAACAAGGCAAAAGCCCAUCACCUUGGUCGCCUCAUGCGCGUCUUGACUCGUUCUGGCUUCUUCCUUGACGCCAAAAUCACGGAUGGAAACGGGUAUGCCCUCGCACGUCCCUCCUUUCUUCUCCUAAAGGACCAUCCCUUUAGUCUGGCACCUUUCGUGCUAGGGGCAGUCUGUACCAUAUUUACAGGUCCAUGGCACGGCGUCAGUGAAUGGUUCCACAACGAUGAUCCCACACCGCAUGUAACGGCCCACGGGAGAACAUUUUGGGACUUGGCAAGCCAGGAUUCGGAGAUUAACCAUUACACUAACCAAGCCAUGGCGGGUGACGCCCUCCUUUUCAUGACUUUAAUCAGGAAGUAUUGUAGGGGAGUUUUUGAAGGGCUGGAUUCACUAGUAGAUGUCGGCGGUGGCACCGGGAUGGUGGCCAGAGCCAUUGCCGAUGAGUUCCCCAACAUGAAAUGUACUGUGUUGGAUCUUCCACACGUUGUUGCCGGCUUGGAAGGGACUAAGAAUUUGGCCUAUGUUGCCGGAAACAUGUUCCAGGCCAUACCUCCUGCACAGGCAGUUUUUCUUAAGUGGAUAAUGCACGACUGGAAUGACGAGGAUUGCGUUAAAAUACUGAAGAAAUGUAAAGAAGCAAUUUCCCGUAGAGAAAAUGGAGGAAAGGUGAUAAUUGUUGAUAUGAUUCUGGAUGCCACCCAAAACGGAGAUGAAGAGUCAAUACAAAACCAAAUUUACUUGGAUUUGCAUAUGAUGGUUUAUCAUGGUGGACAAGAGAGAACAUUAAAAGAAUGGGUAAAAAUCUUCUAUGAAGCUGGGUUUACUGACUAUAAAACAACCCAAAUUGGAACAAGGUCUCUCAUUCAACUUUUUCCUUAAAUCUAUAUAUAUAGUCUCCCCUAUCACAGGCUAUAUAUAUUUGAGACAAUAAAAAAGUGAAAUUGGAUUGGUAAUUCUUAUCUAAAAUAUUAUCCAUAUCUAUUACCCUGAAGUAAAUGUAUUUUAAUUUGACUUCCAGCUUUAAUUUAUUGGUACGGUAUAUGUAAUAUGUCAAAUAAAUAGUCAACUUCAUUAAUUCUGUGCUUUAAUAUUAAGGAUUCAAGAUGUUUUCUUUUUGGGUUAAAUUAAAUAACCAU